AUGUCAUUAGUGAAAUAUGAAGUUCAAAAAAAGCUUCAGCAAUACGCUCAAGAUAAUGUACUGCAGAAAACUAAGUUUUUAAAUGAUCCUGUUUAUAUGCUUAGUGAUCAUCAAGGAGCAGCAAAUGAAGUUCAUUUUUCUCCGAAUGGAUCAAUACUUGCUUCUUGCGCAGAAGAAAUCAUAUUAUGGUCGAUAACAGAUACGGUUAAGUCUAUUGGAGCUUUAAGGCCACAUAGUCGCGCAAUUACAAGUUUAUCAUGGUAUGCAGAUUCGACUAAAUUAGCUUCAGUUUCAGCUGACACGACUAUAUGCAUACAAGAUAUUCCAACUGGAACAAUUAUACGUCGUAUUAAAACGCAUAAAGAAAUUAUUAAUACUUGUCAGUUCCUAAAAUUCGAUCAAAACCUCUUGGCUACUGGUGAUGAUGCUAACAUGAUAUACAUUCACGAUAUAAGAACAAAAGAUGCAGUUAUGUCUCGAAAAUCAAAUUCUCCAGUUGUUUCUUUAGCUUCAAACGGCACUUCCCUAGCUGUUGGCGGAAUUGAUGGAAUUUUGUAUAUCAAUACAAUACAGCAAAAUGAUUCAAAAAUAGAAUUAAUGACUAGAUUUAAAGGAGAUACUCCAAUUUUUGGAUGUUCUUUCAAAAAAGAUGGUCUUUAUUGCGCUGUUGUUACUGCUGAUGGUUAUAUGAGAAUAUACGAUAAUAAGUUCUAUUAUCAAGAAGUAGAUAGACUUAUUGCAAAUGAAAGGUUUGCCGAAGACCAAAUAGAGAUUAUACCAACUAGAUGCGUAUGGUCAGAUACUAAUUUGAUUGCUGCAGGCAGCACUGACGGAAUUUUGAGAAUUUGGGACGCAGAGAACGAGAAAAACCCUAUUCUCAAGUACAGUCUUCCUGGACAUAAAGGUUCUGUAACUGGAGUUGAUAUUCAUCCCAAUUAUCCAAUUGUUGCUUCUUGCGAUUCGAAUGGUUCUGUAAUUGUCGGUGAACUUGGUGAUAGCUAA
This is a messenger RNA of Trichomonas vaginalis G3, 1002 nucleotides long. RefSeq names its product RNA splicing. Gene Ontology annotation, molecular function: RNA binding; protein binding. NCBI's taxonomy places the organism in Eukaryota, Parabasalia, Trichomonadida, Trichomonadidae. The transcript has a single exon. The coding region runs from base 1 to 1002 and encodes 333 amino acids. The record is from RefSeq and is a predicted model, not a curated record. Gene Ontology annotation, cellular component: catalytic step 2 spliceosome.